CUUGACUGUUCGGGUUUUCAUCAAAUAGACAGGAAUAACGCUCAUCUAUUGCCGUUUUCUCUUUUGGAUAAUACAAACGUACCAAAAGAAACAUGCCGGUGUCAAGAAUGCGCAUGCGACCCUGGCUGGAGAGCAAGAUUGACUCCAACACAAUCGCUGGACUUGUUUGGGUUGACAAGGAGAAAAAGAUGUUCUCCAUUCCCUGGAAGCAUGCUGCACGCCAUGGAUGGGAGAUGGACAAGGAUGCAUGUCUGUUCAAACAGUGGGCAAUACACACAGGCAAAUUCAAGCCAGGAAUUAGUGAGCCAGACCCCAAAACAUGGAAAGCCAACUUCCGCUGUGCCAUGAAUUCACUGCCGGACAUUGAAGAAGUAAAGGACAAAAGUAUCAACAAAGGAUGUGCAGCCGUGCGUGUCUACCGUAUGCUUCAGGUUGUCAAAAACAAGGCCAAGAGGUCAUCAAAGAGUCAGGAUGGAAGAAGGAGGAGAAAGGUACCAAAAGUAAAAAAAAUUGAUGCAGACGAGACAUCAACUGAAGAACAUCUUUACACUCAUGACCAUGAAGACAGAAUCACUCAGGAAAAUACCGUAGACAGCACUGAAAAUCUGAACACAGCAAGCCCUACUUUUGAUGUUCCUGACUGCUCCGGUUAUGAAGAAGAAAUUGGCCCUGACAGCACAAACGAUCUCUACUCUGGCAGGUUCCAGGUUUCACCACUUCACACGACAGACUAUGAGGAAAAAGCUAUUGUUGAGCUCACACAACAAUUGGAGCUUGACAGUUUACAGUGGCUACAAAGCAAUAGCAGUGGAAAGGGGUUCCUGGGCAAUGAAGUAACCAUGACAGAAUCAUACCACAGUCCAGCGAGUCAAUGGAGUGACAACUCAGGAGAGGAGCUCGAGCUACGUUUUUAUACCGAACUGAUCCCUGGCCUGCCCAGCGAAGACCUGCUCAGCUACACAGAUGCAUGGAAUAACAACCAGCACACAACUGGCCUUCCACAAAUCAGCUGUCUCCUUUGAGAGUUACUUCGUGGUCGAUCUACCUGUAUAUUUUAACUUUACCUCGGACUUUAGGUCCAAAAGACAGCCUCCUUCCCUGAGCACAAGCUCUAAUUGCCCAAAGGCUGGUAUGGAAAACCUAACAUCUGGACCCCUGCUGAUUUUGUUUUAUGGACAGACAAGAGUGCACAAAUAGAUAUUAUGUUUUAAAUGGUUCUUUGAAUUAUAAGUAUGACCAUGUUUAAUGUGACUUUUGACAAAUUCCGUUAUCUAAACAUCAGGGUUUUAAUGCAUUAUCUCUCUUCAAAACUGUAUAACAUUUAAAAUGGACUAUUCUAAGCUCUUUAUUAUGUCUUGGGUAAA
Molecule: messenger RNA, 1364 nt
Organism: Trichomycterus rosablanca
Lineage: Eukaryota; Metazoa; Chordata; Actinopteri; Siluriformes; Trichomycteridae
Gene: irf1b
Product: interferon regulatory factor 1b
Exons: 9
Coding region: 93-1022 (309 amino acids)
Biological process (GO): regulation of transcription by RNA polymerase II; immune system process
Cellular component (GO): nucleus
Molecular function (GO): RNA polymerase II cis-regulatory region sequence-specific DNA binding; DNA-binding transcription factor activity, RNA polymerase II-specific
Source: RefSeq, a predicted model, not a curated record